AUGGGUGACAUCACUCCCGCCGCCCGCCAAUGGCGACGCUCGGCCGCGCCCACUGACACGCCCACCGCUUUUAUCAGCUGUCCCCUCCCCCCAGCCCGCGCUGACACACCCCCUGCACGGGGGGCGGCCGGGGGGGAGGGGGCCCCUGGCUCCCGCUGGCUCGUCCCUCCGCCCGGGAGGCGGCGGCGCUGCGGGGGGCUCCGGCCGCUGGCUUCGGCCGCGGGGAGCGGAGCGGUACGGAGCGAGGCGGGCAGGGAGCCGGAGCCGGAGGUGGCGGCGGCGGCGGCGGCUCCCCCGUGGCCCACUCCCCUCAGGAGGCCGCGGAGCCCCGCGCGGCUCGGGGCGGCGGGCGGCAGGGGGCGCUGGCGCUCCGCGACCGCCACAGCGGCGGUGCGACGGCUCCUCUGGCGGGAGCGGGGCUGGCCGGCCGGUGCCGUUCCCGGGGCUGUCCCCGCCGCCUUCCCGCUGGACCGGGCUCCGCAGCCUUCCCGUGCUCCUCGCCGGCGGGUGCGUGGGACGGACCUCGCGGGGGAAGGGUGUCUUCCUCGGCGCGGCUGCGGUGGUCGGCGGCGCGGGUCCGCCCACCGCCGUCUCCCCCUCCGCAGCGGGGCCGGGACCGUAAACCCCCGGAGGAAGCGCCGGGUGCCUCGGCUCCCUGCCCUCAUGGCCCCCCCCCCGCCGGGGCUUGCCUCGGUGGCUUGUUGGCAGCGAACGGGGCUGCGAGGCCGCAGGGCAGGGCCUGGCACGCUCCUGGGGCGGGGGGAUCCGGUGGCCUGCGGAUGGUGCUUCGGCGGCCCCGGCCUGCUGGGCGGCGAUGCCCGCUGCUCCUCAGGGCCGGGCCAGCACGGGGGGCCUGCCCGGGGCGGGGGGGAGGUCCCCCUGUCCCCCAGGGAAGGCCCAGCCAGCCCGCAGGAGGUGAGCCGAAAGCAUCCAGUUAUUCAACAAUGUUGUGAUUAUUGCAGAACGCCUGUAGCGGAUCCAGCUAUUGCGGAUAAUACCGUGUUUGUUUUCAUCGCAGAAUUUAUGAAAUCCAAAGCCAACGGUGUACUCAUCUGUGGUCAUUUUGCUUUGCAAAACGUGUGCUGAAAAUGAAUUCACAUACUGUUCUGU
Molecule: messenger RNA, 1110 nt
Organism: Grus americana (Whooping crane)
Lineage: Eukaryota; Metazoa; Chordata; Aves; Gruiformes; Gruidae
Product: translation initiation factor IF-2-like
Exons: 2
Coding region: 1-1086 (361 amino acids)
Source: RefSeq, a predicted model, not a curated record